GGGGAGGGGGCCGUCUGGGGAGGGGGCGGGAAUUCCCGACUCGGAGCCGGAAAAGCGCGGACUCAAUGGACCGAGCCCCUAGCGAGGUCUGAGAAUCACUGGAGCUAUCACAGCCACCAUGGGGCCCUGGGGUGAACCUGAGCUCCUGGUGUGGCGCCCAGAAGCGGUGGCUGCAGAGCCUCCAGUGCCCGUGGGGCUGGAGGUGAAGCUGGGGGCUCUGGUGCUGCUGCUGGUCCUCACCCUUCUCUGCAGCCUGGUGCCCAUUUGUGUGCUGCGGCGGCCUGGAGCUAGCCAUGACCCUGAAGGCUCAGCUACCCGUCAGAAAUUUCUGAGCCUAGUAAGCUGCUUCGCUGGAGGUGUGUUUUUGGCCACUUGUCUUCUGGACCUGUUGCCCGACUACCUGGCUGCCAUCGAUGAGGCCCUGGCGGCCCUGCACGUGACUCUCCAGUUUCCACUGCAAGAGUUCAUCCUGGCCAUGGGCUUCUUCUUGGUCCUGGUGAUGGAGCAGAUUACGCUGGCUUACAAGGAGCAGUCUGGGCCGCCACGUCGGGAGGAGACGAGGGCCCUGCUGGGAACAGUAAAUGGUGGGCCACAGCAUUGGCAUGACGGGCCGGGGGUCCCAUACACAAGAGGAGCUGCAGCAGCCCCUUCAGCCCUACGUGCCUGUGUACUGGUCUUCUCCCUGGCUCUGCACUCAGUGUUUGAGGGGCUGGCAGUGGGACUGCAACGAGACCGAGCUCGGGCCAUGGAGCUGUGCCUGGCUUUGCUGCUCCACAAGGGUAUCCUGGCUGUCAGCCUAUCCCUGAGGCUCCUGCAGAGCCACCUCCGGGUGCAGGUGGUGGCUGGCUGUGGAGUCCUCUUCUCAUGCAUGACACCUCUGGGCAUUGGGCUGGGUGCUGUUCUGGCAGAGUCAGCUGGGCCUCUGCACCAGUUGGCCCAGUCUGUACUGGAGGGUAUGGCAGCUGGCACCUUCCUUUAUAUCACUUUCCUGGAAAUCCUGCCCCAGGAGCUGGCCUCUUCUGAGCAGAGGAUCCUCAAGGUCAUUCUGCUCCUUGCUGGUUUUGCUGUGCUUACUGGCCUGCUCUUCGUCCACAUUUAGGGGGCUUCAGUUUAGGGGGCAGGGGAGGUUGCCUACCAGGUGCUUCUAGCUUUCCUUCUCCCAGUGUAUGGAGAACAGGAAAGAAUGAGGAAGGUACAAAGACAGAGUUCUCUGGGAGAUAGGAAUGGAGCCUGUCAGAUUAUGUCUAGUGAAACAAGUGGGCAGAAAAGAGGCUGACUUCAGGCCCAAGCAAGGGGAGCUAGCCAAGUCACUGACCACUUGAUCAGGGGACAUUAGAAUGGAAGCAGACUCUGACUAUCAAGGUCAGAGGGCACACAUUACUCACUGGGACAAAAUGACAAUGGGGAGGCUGGAGGUGGGUGGGCACUCAGCCACUGAGAUAAUAUGGGGAGGGCAGGGCCUAGAGUCAGCAUUUUGUUGAUUCUAGCCUAUAUUGGCAUCCUGUCAUUUGCAGGGAACCCUUCCUACUUUUCUUGCCUCCUACACAUACCUCCUCCUCUUCUUCCAGGGACACUAGUGCCAAAUGGUCUCUCCCUGCCAAUUUUCAUACCUUCUCUGGCCUCCUGAGUCCUGCCUACUCCACUAUUUUUGAAGUGCCAAACAAAUCCCCUUUUCUCAAAGCACAGAGUUGUGGCAGUAGGCCCUGCUCAACACCUCAGUUGAGGGGACCUACUUGCUUUUUUAGUUCCAUAUUUUGGGUGGGGCAGAAAUCUUCGCUGGACUGGCUUGAGGGGAGACCUGCGACCACCUGCUGCUGCACCCUAGGAUUAGGGGAGAGACAUGGACAUAAGGUGUCCCAUACCCAAAUGGUAAACACAGAGCUGCCAAACAUUUUUUAUACCUGAUGAGCCCAGGGGGAGGAAAAUAACCACCCCUGGGGAUAUUUUUGGGGAGGGAGGGCUGUGUAUAAGCCGUAUUCUCUAGAAUCUAUUUUACUAACUAACCUGUUUGGGGACAUAUUAGCCAAAUAAAAGAUGUUUCUGUGCAAUU
Molecule: messenger RNA, 2050 nt
Organism: Octodon degus (degu)
Lineage: Eukaryota; Metazoa; Chordata; Mammalia; Rodentia; Octodontidae
Gene: Slc39a1
Product: solute carrier family 39 member 1
Exons: 4
Coding region: 119-1099 (326 amino acids)
Biological process (GO): zinc ion transmembrane transport
Cellular component (GO): plasma membrane
Molecular function (GO): zinc ion transmembrane transporter activity
Source: RefSeq, a predicted model, not a curated record